AAACCUCAAGCCUGGUCACUCAGCACAUCACCUUUGUGGUGAGAAAAUGCUAUGACCAUACGUUAUACAUGACAUAACUGAGGUAGUAGAUGGUGUCAUGGUGUUCUGCAGUCAGUUGUUCUCCAGCAUGCCUUACCUUUCUGUGACUGCACAGCCUGUCACAUCUUAUUGUUGAAAUACUCAUUACCAAAGAUUCUAGAACAGAGCUCUCUCUGUUCUAGAAUCUUUGCUCAUUACUAUGACCCAGUGGUGCAGAGGCAGUGGAGCCUGGUCUGACUUGGUGUAGUUGACAUGGUGUUGAUUCUCAGGGUUGGAGAGAGGCUAGAGUGUGUAGGCUUGGCUGUGCUGCUCUCGGCCUCUUGAACUGGCUCCAUCAAGGCCCAUCAAUCUUCAGCAGUUGUCAGAUCCAGUCUCGCUGUAAGGAUUGAUGGUCAUGCAACAAUUAAGGUUUGUCUUUUUUUCUAGAGGCUUUAGCCACAGAUGGCUGUCAUCAGUAGCUUGAUCAUGCCGAGUUAUGAUCAGACAAGCUACUUAGGCAAAUCCUGAUUAAAGGAUAUUGUCAGUGUUUAAAAUAGUCGUAAUAAAUAAUAAGAUGAAGCUGUGUUAGAAAUGCACUUUCACAAGCGAGGAUAUUCAAGAAAAGGGGUUUAAAGAUGGAACAGUAUAAAGAGGGGCAGAUUCUCAGCAUGCUGCACAUCUGACCGCUGCAUCCAGCCAUCCAGAGGGCUGGCGCCGCCCCCAGGUGCCAAAACAGCUACUGGCCUCCUCACCUCAACUGAACCCAGGCAAGGCGACAGGCAUCUGAACACUGCGUUCAUGCAAUGCCAUGCGACUUCAAGUCCAUUCAAGUCAUUUGGUUAAUUAAUUUCUCUGCUUACCCAAUUCACAGUUUAUCAUUUGGUCAUCGAAAUAUUUCAGAUUUAAGGUGAUAUUUAAAAUACCAAAGGAGGUUAGGAAACUAGAAUGACGUAAUUAUGUCAGAAUAUUCUGAACUAAUAAGGAGAAACCAAAAAAGCUACUUGACGUAUGAUUAAAGUAAAGCACAUAUUUUUCUCAAUCUUCUGUCAUUAGAAAAUCAGUUAAUUGAAGCAGAUACAGCAGUCUUAGUUGUCUUGCCAGAUUAUGUAUUAUUUUACAAAGGGAAUAAAAACAUUAUGUGUUCAGAAACAAGUGAAUUAAAUUACUAAGCGAAUAAAUGAAUAAAGCAAAGCUGAGCAUAUGGCUUCACUGAAUUAGAAAAUCAGGGCUAUUCAAUUUCUGUGGGCAAUGUUUUGAUUAUAUUCUUGAUUAAUUUAACAAAUCACUGCAAUCUAUCUCCUCACCUGUUAUUCAAAAACCCAGAUGUGCUCUAAAUGAAUGCUGGGUCAGGAGACACUAAUCAGCCAGUGGAGGUCCCUUUCAUGUUGGGUUUAAUUAACGCUCCCUCAUGCCUAAUCAAAACACACCCUCUGCACUCAUGCAACUGAUGAUCCAUAAGCUGAAGCUUGCGGUAUUUUAAAAGCUGUUAUGAUAUACUGAGAAAUGAGAGGAGUUGAAGUGGAUCUUAUGCUAGAAGAGCUGUUGAAGUAACGGAACACUCAGAAGCCUGGUAAGUGCCCACUGUGUGUGCUGAAACAGUGAAACAACUUCAGCAGGGAAUCCGUACUGUUUCAGAAGUACUUCUUACCCCAUCUUACCAACUACAAGCAUCCACCUACCAUUCCAUGGAUAGGAUUGCAUCAGGCAGGUUAAUUCGUCUCUGUGGCUAUCACAGACAAUGGAGGAAGAGGACCGCAGUCACACUAUGGAGACAUAAAGCAUCUAGACGUUCAUUGAUGUACUGAGGUCAAAAGACACCAAGAUGAAUGUGUCCUGGCAGGAGGAGUUCAAUGCCUCUGUGUCAGGUGAGCCAGAAUCCUGUGCCAUCUUGAGAAACCCCAGCUCACGUAUCGCCCUCUACACCUUCCUCUUAGCUGGCAUCGUCUGCACAGUGGUGGGCAACUUUCUGGUGGUCCUGGCCAUUGCGUAUUUCAAGCAGCUCCAGUCUCCCACCAACUGUUUUGUGAUGUCACUGGCGGUGGCGGACUUCCUUGUGGGGCUGCUGGUGAUGCCCUCCAGCAUGGUCCGCACGGUGGAGGGAUGCUGGCACUUCGGCGCCACCUUCUGCCAGCUGCACUCCAGCCUGGACGUCAUGCUGUGCACCGCCUCCAUCUUCCACCUCAGCUGCAUCGCCUUCGACCGCUACUACGCCGUGUGCAACCCGCUGGUCUACUCCUCCAAGAUGUCGCCUGGCCGCGUGGUCCUGCUCAUCGUGGUGUGCUGGGCUGUGCCGCUGCUCAUCUCCUUCGGGCCCAUCCUCCUGGGCCUCCACAAGGCCGGGGUGGCCAUCCCGCUGCCCGAGAACGUGUGCGUGUUCCUGGUGAACCGCGUCUACGCCGUCAUGGCCUCUAUGGUGGCCUUCUACUUCCCCAUGGCCAUCAUGCUGGUGGCCUACUGGAAGAUCUACAAGGCGGCCAAGCGGCAGGCCAUGCAGAUCAGCGCCAUGGAGUCGCAGAUGGCCGCCGGGGUGGGCAGGGACUCCAGUAAGAAGCAGCGGCACCGCAACUCCCUGAGGCGGGAGCGGAAGGCAGCCAAGACUCUGGGCAUCAUCAUGGGCGUCUUCUUGGUCUUCUGGCUGCCCUUUUUCACCCUCAACAUCGUGGAUCCUUUCAUAGACUACAGCACGGCAGGGGUGGUGUGGGACGUGCUCCUGUGGCUGGGCUAUGUGAACUCCUCCCUGAACCCAUUUCUGUACGGGCUCUUCAACAGGUCCUUCCGCAGGGCCUUCUUCAUGAUCAUGGGCUGCAGGAUCUGUCUGCCUGGAUCCAACCCCAGUAUGGACCUCUCCCUCUCGAAAAAAGACGGGAAUGACCAUCAGUAGAUACAGCCACUAUCAAGGCAACACUGUUAUUGACAUGAAUCUUAUGAAGGAUGUGUCCUUGCCACUUUUGUCAGUUACAUGUUGUGACAGACUUUUGUGGAAUGGUAAUGUUUAGGUUUCAAGGUCACAAUAGUUUUUCUACUCUAAGGUAAAGGUGGUGUGUCCUGCACAAAUGGAUUUUUUUAUCAAAAGUAACAAGCAAUGUUAUUAGCCUAAACCCGUUUUUCUGAACAACUGUGGUUAGAAAAUGAAUUUGUCUUCCUAAACCUCCAAACAGUCUGGUUUGAAGCAGUGCAAGAAAUUAAAUGUGCUCAUUUGGUGGUGGUCUUCAUGUCUAAAUGCAUGCUCUCUUGCUUCCUGUUUCUGUUCUCUGUGCAAAUAAAACAAAUGCUAAUAUGUUUUUUUAAUUUAAGUAAAACAUUUAAGUCUUAAUGUUCCCAUAAAAAAACUGCAUUGGCUUCUGACUGGUUUGAGUGCCAUCUGUGUGAUCCCCUGUGCUCAUGGCACAACAGCCCUGCUUUGGACAUGUUAUAAAUAUGACUGGUAUGGAAUUGCACUUCACUUGUUUUCACCACCCAACAUUAGUAUGCAAUGUUUAUCAGAUUUAUGUGUCUGACUACAUUUUGGUGGCAAAAACAGACACUUGACACUAACUAUACAAUUUCACAGUAAAUUGCAUG
Alosa sapidissima (American shad) is the source of this 3579-nucleotide messenger RNA. Its product is annotated as 5-hydroxytryptamine receptor 4. The transcript is spliced from 3 exons. Gene Ontology annotation, molecular function: G protein-coupled receptor activity. Gene Ontology annotation, biological process: adenylate cyclase-activating adrenergic receptor signaling pathway. The record is from RefSeq and is a predicted model, not a curated record. Gene Ontology annotation, cellular component: membrane. Lineage: Eukaryota; Metazoa; Chordata; Actinopteri; Clupeiformes; Clupeidae. Bases 1841 to 2899 code for a protein of 352 amino acids.